This is a messenger RNA of Penicillium subrubescens, 2289 nucleotides long. RefSeq lists its product as uncharacterized. The record is from RefSeq and is a predicted model, not a curated record. NCBI's taxonomy places the organism in Eukaryota, Fungi, Ascomycota, Eurotiomycetes, Eurotiales, Aspergillaceae. Bases 1 to 2289 code for a protein of 762 amino acids. The transcript has 4 exons.
AUGGACUUUAUAUGGACAAUCGAUGAGAUUGUUGUCGGGCAAAUCACUCUCCAGGGACCUGUCUUUCCCACAACAAAUUCUCGAGCGGCCAAAGUGCCUCCUCCAAACGGAGAUGGUAUCAUUUGGACACCCGGACAAAAUUACGCUGAUGGUAGCGACGGAUCAAUUGCUCCAGUGACUUUUCAGCUUCCAAGUGAGCCUGAACCAGACUGGCGACUCCCGAUGAGCAUUUCUGCGACGAUUGCGUUCCCCGAGCAGUGGUACGACCAGGACUGCACGCUUAUCGGCUCCUUGAACGGCGUGCAGCUUGUUAAAAAUGAUGUGUUUCAAGCUACGCCAACCCAAAAUUGGACCUUUGAUGGAUUAAGCUUGCUCUCAACUUUGUCUUAUAUCAACCCAGCAAAUGCCGGAUACAGUUUCUUGAUCCCGUUCCGAACCGGUGGAGACUGGACUUGGACACUCCAGCUUGAGAUCGCUUUUGCGGUCUACGCUCUCCCGCCGAAUGAGGCCAAUCCUAACCCGCUCUGGCCUACAGCGGGUGUUCUCGAAUCCCAGCCCGAUUUUCGAAGUUCGUACCCAGUUGUAGUGCAGAGAUAUGCGUUUCCAAAUCUCGCACAGCUUGGGACAGCCCAAAACACCCUCCCCCAGGCCCUUCGUUGGUACAUUUUUCUCAUGGUCGCUACAAUAUGGAAUAUAGGUAAUGGAAACCCUCGGGUCCCCUUUAACAGCUAUAAUGGAACAUCUGGAUACGGCAUGGACGACUACGGCGGUGUAUUUGAUUUGACACAAUGGAGCCAGGGCGCUCCCGACGGUAUUAACAGCUAUGGAGAUGCUCCCCACUGUAACAGCCACGACUUAGCGCCAGCGAUGCAAUUUGGAUGUAACAGCUACGACUUAGCGGCAGUGCUGCAGUUAGGAUGCUCCGUCGCCCUGUCACCUACCGGAUCAGAGCUUUUGCGAUCUACCUGGGUCUUCCACGAUCCUCAUGGCUACGUUGUCCCUGGGGAGCUAUUCAGUCAGCCUCGGCACAUUAGAUGCAACAAUCCUUUCUACUUGAACCCGGAGUAUACUCGGGAUCCGACAUGUGAGCCCCAGGAUCUACAUCGGUCUUGGUUCCCUGAUAGUGCCUGGGUCGAAGUGCAAUUGGCAGGCCCGCAAAGCUUAGUCUUAGACGUUUCCCAUGCGGUUCAGCCAAACCCGCCGAAUGCUCCCAUCCCAGAAACCGGCACAAAUAAUAGGGUGCAAUAUCUUGCUUUGCACCAAGAUCCCGCUGGCAUCCAGGCGCCAACUCUCAAUGGGGAUGCUGAUAAUCGCACAGGGGGCAAUCCUGUCGGGAACCAGAAUCCCGACUAUCGUCUGCCUCGCAUCGGUGUCUUUGGGACCACUAUGGAUCCACCACCUCCGCCCGUUCCCGGGCCUCUCAUUCAAGGAGAACCCACCUCAGAUGGCAGAAAAUUUAUACAAGCGAGAACAAGCCAGCCUACCCAACCACCUCGGUUCACCACCGCCUCGCUCAGACAGCAGAUCCUCACUCGUCUUAUAUCAGACGCUCUUGACAGAGCUGUCACUGUAGUGUACAGCCAGUUGUAUCCGAAUCUUGAAUGUACAGCACGCAAUUUCGUAUUCAAUUCGGCACCCACCGGCCGUGGCUUCUAUCUCCAACUGUCUCUCAAUAUUCAGGUCCAUCAUACACCGGAAGGGGCAACCACGGCCCUAGCGGAUUAUCUUUCCUCUUUCUCUGUCAAGCCGCUUGCAAAGCACGUCCAAUCCACACCAACACCUCUCGGUGAUAUCUCGUUGCGUUGCCAGGAUACCAUCCUUUUAGUGCACGGUAAUGUGUACGCUAAAUUGCAAGUUAUCCGGGAUUUGUCACAACUUUCAAUUGCACCAAAGUCGUGCGAGGAAAAUUUACUCUCGGUAGCGGUUGCUCUGGACGCGCACCUAUCCUCGGGUGACACAGAUCAAACUAGCAUCCCUCGUGGUUCGGUCCCUUUUACUACAAAGCCACCAAAGAAAGUGAGAAAGGGUACAUCGUUCACGCUACAGGUUCCCAGCGCCCUCUCUGGGAAUGGUGCAAUGGAGUCUAUUAAGGAUGAGAAAGUCAUCGCCUUCGUGUCGAACCCGCAAGUGGUCAUGUCUUGCGGGCCCGCAGAUUCGGGAGGAUAUCUGACUUUUGCAGCUUUCAAUAAUUCAGGUACAGUGGAAAUAACGGUCAUUCGGCCACACGUUGAUACACUACUCCCUGUUGUCGCGGCGUUCAAGGUGGAGGUUUCCGAUACUGAGGGUUAA